Cryptococcus amylolentus CBS 6039 is the source of this 840-nucleotide messenger RNA. RefSeq lists its product as hypothetical. Bases 1 to 492 code for a protein of 163 amino acids. The record is from RefSeq and is a predicted model, not a curated record. The transcript is spliced from 2 exons. NCBI's taxonomy places the organism in Eukaryota, Fungi, Basidiomycota, Tremellomycetes, Tremellales, Cryptococcaceae.
AUGGCAAGUCUGCCCCAUGUAAGUACUCAAAUGCCGCCUCUACUUGCAUACGCUGACUUUGCGCCGAACAGGGAAGCUCUCGGCAUUACCCGAAUCACAUACAACCAAUUCGCAACCAUCACUCUUGAUUUCGAGGCUUCUCACCCCAGAACCCACGCAUUCGAGAACGGGUUGGUCCCUCCAGGCUUCCCUUGUGCGUUUCUGAAGCAGCUGGAGAUCUGCUUCAGCUGGUUCGGCGAGUGGAGUACAAGUGGCGCGGAGGGGCAGAAUGCCUGGCGAGAGGGAGUGAAUGAAGGUGUGCUUGAAAUGUUGAGACAAAAGUUGGUUGUUCGUAUUGACAUCUCGCAGGCUGUCGAUGCCCGGCUCGCACCCCACCAGCCGCUGUUCGACAUGUUUGCAGAAUUCUAUCAGAUCUCCCUCGGAAACCAGCGUAAAAACCCCAAGAAGCCCAUCGCGCUCGCUGUUGAGUACCACAAGAGCCUUGCUGAAUGAACACGAAGCACGACGUAGGCAAGCGGCGCUCGACGCGACUACGGUGUUGAUAGUGGAGGACGAGAUGAUGGACGCAGAAGCCAGGGCAGCACAACGAAAUAGCUCCAAAUGAGGAGUAGUUUACAGCGACAGCUCUCGUGGAAGAGGCAGAGGGAGAUGGUGAUACUGAAAGGAAGUGUUUGUGCAGUUGCUCAUUGCGGACUAUGUGGAUUCGGGGCGUAAAGCUGAAGCGAGAGAGAACCCCCCUGCCGAGUCGAUUGAGAGAUUUUGGUAGAUUUCCAUUGCCAGCUUUUGGCUGUAAGAAUAAUUGCACGUAAUAUACGUACUAUGAUAUACAUGAAGUAUGGA